Molecule: messenger RNA, 4982 nt
Organism: Mauremys mutica (yellowpond turtle)
Lineage: Eukaryota; Metazoa; Chordata; Testudines; Geoemydidae
Gene: CADPS
Product: calcium dependent secretion activator
Exons: 28
Coding region: 1-3966 (1321 amino acids)
Biological process (GO): positive regulation of exocytosis; dense core granule exocytosis; synaptic vesicle exocytosis
Cellular component (GO): glutamatergic synapse
Source: RefSeq, a predicted model, not a curated record
AUGUUGGACCCGUCCUCCAGCGAGGAGGAGUCGGAGGAGCUGGCGGAGGAGGAGAGCAGCAAGGAGGUGCUGGCCCCGGCCCCCGCCGGCGCGCGCCUCUCGCCCAGCCGCACCAGCGAGGGCGCCGGGCCGGGGGCCGGGCUGCAGCCCGGGGGCCGGCCCGGCGGCGGCGGCGGGGCGGGCGGCGGCGGCGGCGGCGCCCGGCCUUCCAGCCCCAGCCCGUCGGUGGUGAGCGAGAAGGAGAAGGAAGAGCUCGAGCGGCUGCAGAAGGAGGAGGAGGAGAGGAAGCGGCGGCUGCAGCUCUACGUCUUCGUGAUGCGCUGCAUCGCCUACCCCUUCAACGCCAAGCAGCCCACCGACAUGGCCCGCCGGCAGCAGAAGAUAAGCAAGCAGCAGCUCCAGAUAGUCAAGGAUCGUUUCCAAGCAUUUCUCAAUGGAGAAACGCAGAUUGUGGCUGAUGAAGCUUUUAUUAAUGCAGUCCAGAGCUAUUUCGAGGUGUUUCUGAAAAGCGAUCGCGUGGCCCGGAUGGUGCAGAGCGGGGGUUGUUCUGCAAAUGACUCCCGAGAAGUUUUCAAGAAGCACAUUGAGAAGAGGGUGCGCAGCCUGCCUGAGAUCGACGGCCUCAGCAAGGAAACGGUUCUCAGCUCUUGGAUGGCAAAAUUCGAUGCUAUUUACCGCGGCGAAGAGGAUCCACGCAAACAGCAGGCCAGGAUGACUGCCAGUGCUGCCUCGGAGCUGAUCCUCAGCAAGGAACAGCUGUACGAAAUGUUCCAGAACAUCUUGGGAAUCAAGAAAUUUGAACAUCAGCUGCUUUACAAUGCCUGUCAGCUGGAUAAUCCAGAUGAGCAAGCUGCACAGAUCAGACGAGAGUUAGACGGACGCCUUCAAAUGGCAGAUCAAAUUGCCAAGGAGCGUAAAUUUCCGAAAUUUGUAUCCAAAGAAAUGGAAAACAUGUUUAUCGAGGAGCUGAAGUCUUCUGUCAAUCUGCUGAUGGCAAACUUGGAAAGCAUGCCAGUGUCCAAAGGCGGCUCUGAGUUCAAGUUACAGAAGCUAAAACGCAGCCACAACACCUCAAUAAUUGACCUGGGAGAAGAAAAUGAAAACCAGCUUUCAAAGUCAGAUGUUGUGCUGUCUUUCUCCUUGGAGGUCGUCAUAAUGGAAGUGCAGGGUCUAAAAUCCUUAGCUCCAAACCGCAUCGUUUAUUGCACUAUGGAAGUAGAAGGUGGAGAGAAACUGCAGACUGACCAAGCAGAAGCUUCGAAACCAACCUGGGGCACUCAAGGUGACUUUUCUACAACGCACGCACUUCCCGCAGUGAAGGUGAAGCUGUUUACAGAAAGCACUGGAGUGCUGGCUUUAGAGGACAAAGAACUUGGGCGGGUGGUUCUUCACCCUACUCCGAAUAGCCCGAAACAAUCAGAGUGGCACAAAAUGACAGUUUCCAAAAACUGCCCAGAUCAAGAUCUAAAGAUCAAACUUGCAGUCCGAAUGGAUAAACCUCAAAACAUGAAGCAUUCUGGAUACUUAUGGGCCAUUGGUAAAAACGUUUGGAAGAGAUGGAAGAAACGGUUCUUUGUGCUGGUCCAGGUUAGUCAAUAUACGUUUGCUAUGUGCAGUUACCGGGAGAAAAAAGCUGAGCCUCAGGAACUACUGCAACUUGACGGAUACACAGUGGACUACACUGACCCACAGCCAGGUUUGGAGGGUGGCAGAACAUUUUUCAAUGCAGUGAAAGAAGGAGACACAGUGAUUUUCGCAAGCGAUGAUGAACAGGACCGUAUCCUGUGGGUUCAAGCCAUGUACCGGGCCACCGGCCAGUCCCACAAACCUGUGCCACCAACCCAAGUUCAAAAGCUUAAUGCUAAGGGAGGAAAUGUUCCCCAGCUAGAUGCCCCAAUCUCUCAAUUUUAUGCAGAUAGAGCUCAAAAGCAUGGCAUGGAUGAAUUUAUCUCUUCCAACCCCUGUAACUUUGACCACGCUUCACUCUUUGAGAUGGUUCAGCGCCUCACUUUGGACCACAGACUUAAUGAUUCGUAUUCUUGUCUGGGCUGGUUCAGUCCUGGCCAGGUAUUUGUGCUAGAUGAGUAUUGUGCACGUAAUGGAGUCAGAGGCUGUCACAGACAUCUCUGCUACCUCAAAGAUUUACUAGAACGAGCAGAAAACGGAGCUAUGAUUGACCCCACCUUGCUUCACUACAGCUUUGCCUUUUGUGCAUCACAUGUUCAUGGCAACAGGCCUGAUGGAAUAGGAACUGUAACUGUAGAAGAGAAAGAACGUUUUGAAGAAAUCAAGGAGCGGCUCCGCUUGCUUCUGGAGAAUCAGAUCACCCAUUUUAGGUAUUGCUUUCCAUUUGGCCGACCCGAAGGUGCGUUGAAAGCUACUCUAUCCCUGCUGGAAAGGGUUCUGAUGAAAGACAUAGUUACUCCUGUCCCUCAAGAGGAGGUAAAAACAGUCAUCCGUAAAUGCUUGGAGCAAGCUGCUUUAGUCAACUAUACUAGACUAUCAGAGUAUGCCAAAAUUGAAGAAAAUGUAGGCCGGUUAGUCACUCCUGCCAAAAAGCUAGAAGAUACAAUACGUCUGGCAGAACUGGUAAUUGAAGUUCUACAGCAGAAUGAAGAACACCAUGCAGAGGCAUUUGCGUGGUGGUCAGACUUAAUGGUUGAACAUGCAGAAACCUUCCUGUCAUUGUUUGCGGUGGAUAUGGAUGCUGCGUUAGAGGUGCAAGCCCCAGACACGUGGGACAGCUUUCCACUAUUUCAGCUCCUAAAUGAUUUCCUCCGUGCUGACUAUAAUUUGUGCAAUGGAAAAUUCCACAAACACCUUCAAGACCUGUUUGCUCCACUUGUUGUUAGAUAUGUCGAUCUGAUGGAGUCCUCAAUUGCACAAUCAAUUCACAGGGGCUUUGAGCGGGAAUCAUGGGAGCCAGUAAAGAGUUUAACAAGUAAUCUGCCCAAUGUGAAUCUACCAAAUGUGAAUCUCCCUAAAGUACCAAAUCUACCAGUUAACAUCCCACUAGGCAUCCCACAAAUGCCUAGCUUUUCUGCACCGUCAUGGAUGGCUGCUAUAUAUGAUUCUGACAAUGGAUCAGGAACCUCUGAAGAUCUGUUUUGGAAACUUGAUGCCCUACAGACCUUCAUUCGGGAUUUACACUGGCCUGAGGAAGAAUUUGGAAAGCACCUAGAACAGCGUCUAAAACUUAUGGCAAGUGACAUGAUCGAGUCUUGUGUUAAGAGAACCAGGAUUGCAUUUGAAGUAAAGCUGCAAAAAACCAGUCGAUCAACAGAUUUCCGAGUCCCUCAGUCAAUAUGCACCAUGUUUAAUGUUAUGGUUGAUGCCAAAGCUCAAUCAACAAAACUUUGCAGUAUGGAAAUGGGCCAAGAGCACCAGUACCAUUCAAAAAUAGAUGAACUAAUUGAAGAAACCGUCAAAGAAAUGAUAACACUCUUAGUGGCAAAGUUUGUCACCAUUCUGGAAGGAGUCCUGGCCAAACUGUCCAGAUACGAUGAAGGGACAUUGUUUUCUUCUUUUUUGUCAUUUACUGUGAAGGCGGCUUCCAAAUACGUCGAUGUACCUAAGCCGGGGAUGGAUGUUGCUGAUGCCUAUGUGACAUUUGUUCGCCACUCUCAGGAUGUCUUGCGUGAUAAGGUCAAUGAGGAGAUGUAUAUAGAAAGGUUAUUUGAUCAAUGGUACACCAGCUCGAUGAAUGUCAUUUGCACCUGGCUGACAGACCGCAUGGACCUGCAGCUUCACAUUUACCAACUGAAAACUCUUAUUAGGAUGGUAAAGAAAACCUAUAGAGAUUUCCGAUUGCAAGGAGUGCUGGACUCCACCCUAAACAGCAAAACCUAUGACACCGUGCGAAACCGGCUGACUGUAGAAGAAGCCACAGCGUCCGUUAGUGAAGGCGGAGGUCUUCAGGGAAUCACAAUGAAGGACAGUGAUGAAGAAGAUGAAGAGGAUGAUUAGAUAAUUCUGGUCUAGAGGCCCACGUGGUGGUGGCUUCUUCGCCAGUGCAUGUACCUAGUCUGUUGUUCAGUUAGCCACAUUAGGAAUUUUUCUGUCAGCUCUAAAUACCCAUGAGAAGUUUACCAAUACAAUUGCCAUUUAGCUGUGUGGUAAUAAGAUUAGCACCUCUGUUUGAUUCAUUGGUUUCCUAAUUUCAUAUCUCUAUGUUCAUAAGCAAUAUGGAGCACCAUUGUUUAAUACUGUUAAUGGAAAACUACAUAGAAUACAUGCUAGGUGUGUCCCUGUUAUAAUUAAAGUUUAAACAAUGCUUCAUUAAUGUACUGUAUAUACAUUGAUGGUAAAUUGUUGUGAAGAUGAGUGAAUCAAGUACUUUCAUUUCUUUGUUUCUCUUCUGUGGAUGCCAACUGCUUAAAAUGAAUAAAAACAGCUUUGUUUUUAAAAGAAAAGUGAGGCUGUUACAAAUGAGUUUUUUUUGUUCUCUGUUCAUUUUUUUUUAAAUCCAGCUGUUUGAAUCAUUCUGCAUCCCAGUUAAUAAACCAUACGCUUCUCCUUAAAGAUACAGUGAACUCCAUCGAGGGUAUGUACCAAUGGAUUAGUAAUUCUGAUUGCCACCACAGGUCAAUCCUAGCCUAGUGGAUACAUUCAUGCCAUGGUACAGUCCAAAGCAGUUGUUUUAUGUCAACAUUUGCCCCUCUAAAUGUUACAUCUUGUUUGUUUCAAGUAUCUGUGUAUGUAAAAAGGCAACUUUACUUACAACCCUAGAUUACAAAGACGUGUUUAUAAUAAUAUAGGAACAUUUACUCCAGUAGACUGUUACUAUAACUUAAAUUCCUUUGUUCACAAUGUUUUUUUAUAUAUGUCAUGUACAUUGCAUUUUGACCAGUAACUGCAUGUCCCCGAUUCCCCCCUCCAGAAGCUGUGUAAAAUAGUGGAUCCAUUUUGCUUUGGCCUUUUACAAGCCGACAGUUGUAAACGUGUGGGAACUGUGGCUUUUCAAUAAAUGACUAUUCAGAUGU